Molecule: messenger RNA, 1092 nt
Organism: Penicillium cosmopolitanum
Lineage: Eukaryota; Fungi; Ascomycota; Eurotiomycetes; Eurotiales; Aspergillaceae
Exons: 1
Coding region: 1-1092 (363 amino acids)
Molecular function (GO): metallopeptidase activity
Source: RefSeq, a predicted model, not a curated record
AUGCAGCUUCAUGUUAUUUUAUCAUCUUUGACCCUUGCGUCUCUAGUAUACGCAGCCCCAAAGGCUCACUUCUCCAAGCGAACAUACCCCAAAUUCGAGAACUGGGGUACAGAUGCGGUCUCCAAAGACCACAAAAAAAAGUUGACUGAUGCGCUACCCGAUGCCAUCGACUUGGUUACCCGAGUAUCCGAGGACUAUAACACCUACAAAGACAUCUGGUCCAAGUACUUCCCUGAGUCCGACCAUGAUGAUGUCAAGAAGGUCUAUGCGCAGAUAGUCUCAGACCCAACCAAACCAGAUAAUGGAGAAAACCGACUCGAAAACUGUCAGAUUGUCGGAGAAGAUUUCCAAAAAGGCCAACCUCAAGACUCGUGUGCCGAAGGAGCUGAGGCCUGGACCUCGAACCUUCCUGAUGGCUCGUUCGGUAACCCGCCCGGAACUAGCAUCACCUACUUCUGUGAUCCAGCAUAUACUGGCCCAUUGAAGUACCAAGACAUGCGUUGUGUAAAUAUUGGGAACACGCUAAGUGACAAGUUGGACUUUCUGGGAGCGACGAUAUUACAUGAGUGGACACACAACGACGCUAUUGGCAAGGAAGCCAUUGGGACUCAUAUCGCCGAUAUCGGUGGGGAAAAAGGCUAUGGGCCAUGGGGUACUCGCCAAAUGCUACAAAAUGACCCGAGCUCAUGCAAGCUUAAUGCUGACAGCUAUACCUGGCUAGCAUUGGAGGUCUUCUGGACCAAGCUUUGUCUCAACGGCAAACGGUUCAGUGACCCAGUCAAGCCGGCGACGAUCUCGUGCUUUCACGCGGGCGACCCAAGUGGCCACAUGGGUGUCUGUCCCAAUCUCGGCUCUACGGGCUGGUGCGACUGCGGCAGCGCCGGAAAAUACCCUGUGCUUGAUGGAGAUGAUAUUUGCGGGUAUACAGAGCAACCAGAUGUAGAGGCCAUGGAUAUCUACUCUACCGACUGCGGCCCUACGGAGGCGGGUCCUUCAUCGCCAGAGUGUCAUAACUAUACGGCGCCAGUGGCAGAUGUGCAGAAUAUCAAUUCACAGUUGAACUCCUGGGGGGGAUUCAACUAUAUGCUGUAG